AUGGGGUCCGUGAGUGCGGGCAGCGUGCAGGCAAUCACGGGCGCUAUUCAGAUCGCGAGACGCGUUUUCUCUGUCGGGGAGCUGCUGGCGGAGGUCGAGGCGGAGAAGCGCGCCAAGGGCAAGAAGGGCAAGAAGAAGAAGAAGAAGGGCGGCGCGGCGGGCGGGGCGGGGUCGUCGCAGGAGGCCGAGGAGGGUGCCGAGGCGCCGUCGGAGGCAGACGCAGCCGAGGCGGCGAAGAAGGCCGAGGAGGCGAGGCUUCUCCUGCUUCUCGAGAAGUGUCACGAGGAGAGGAUGCGGUUCGGCAUCACGGCGGAGACGUCGGUCGAGGGGCUGGCGGAGGCGCUGGGAGAGGCGGCGGACGAGGCGAGCGAGGAGGAGGGCGACGAGGAGACGGCGGAGGCGGCAGCGGAGGCGGCAGCGGAAGCGGCAGCGGAGGCGGCAGCGGAGGCGCGCCGGCAGGCUGAGGCGGAGGCGGCGGCUGUGGCAGCGGCAAAGGAGGAGGAGGCUGCCGCAGAGGAGGAGGAGGCGGAGGAGGCGGCAGUAGCGGCGGCCGAGGCAGCAGCGGCGGCGGCAGAGGCGGCUCUCGCCGCAGCCAAGGCGAGGCGCGCGUCAGGUGCCGCUGCGAGGGCCAGGGCGCGGGAGGCGGCCUAG
Emiliania huxleyi CCMP1516 is the source of this 651-nucleotide messenger RNA. RefSeq lists its product as hypothetical. The record is from RefSeq and is a predicted model, not a curated record. The transcript is spliced from 2 exons. NCBI's taxonomy places the organism in Eukaryota, Haptophyta, Isochrysidales, Noelaerhabdaceae. The coding region runs from base 1 to 651 and encodes 216 amino acids.